CAACUCAUCAUAUCUAAGUGAUUCUUUCAGAAUUCGUGUGCUUCCCUCUCUGACGACGUUGCAACUAAUUCAUGACUGUCCAGCUGACUUUCACAUGAAGACUGGUGCAUUACUUGUCGGCGACCCAUGUUUCAAACACAUCAUCUCUGAGGGAGAACUCUUGGAGCAACUUCCAGGAGCAAGGAAAGAAGUGAAGAUGAUCGAACGUAUCCUCAAUGUUUCCCCCCUUACUGGAGAAAUGGCAACAAAACAUGAAGUGUUAAAACGAAUAUCAUCAGUGGCGUUAGUUCAUAUUGCAGCGCACGGUAAAAAGGAAACAGGAGAAGUUAUCCUGGCACCAAACACCACAAGAGAUAACCCUCAGCCGCAAGAGAAAGAUUAUCUACUGACGAUGAAAGAUGUCAUAGAAGCUGGGUUGCGAGCACGUCUGGUUGUACUUAGCUGCUGUCACACUGCUCGUGGAAAGGUCAUGGCCGAGGGUGUGGUCGGCAUGGCGCGUGCACUUUUGGGUGCCGGUGCCAGAUCUGUUGUGGUAACCUUGUGGGCGAUUGGCGACGAGGGAACCCUGGAGUUCAUGAGUUUCUUCUACGAUGCACUUGCCAAAGGCAAGAAGGCAAGUGAAGCUCUCAAUCAGGCCAUGAAGUGUAUGAGAGAAAUUGAAAAGUUCAAGGAGGUGAUUUACUGGGCACCAUUUGUACUCAUUGGUGACGACGUCAACCUGGAUUUCAAGGAUAUUUCGAAGCUGAAGGAAUUAAGGCAGUGAGCAUUGGAAUCCCAGGGAGUUUUAGGAUACCUGCAAACGCAGAUAUUUGGACCAUAAACCAGUAAGCUACCGAUGAAAUAUUUGUCAAGAGUCUUCUUUUCAAAGCAGGAAGAACCAAAUGACGGCCAAAGUCAAGUUCAACAAGAGAACUGAUUCAAAAGUUGACUUUUUGUUUGUCUGAACUGCUCUUAAGAGCUUGAUAUUUGAUAUCCUGCUGAAACUACUGGUUUUUUUUCAUAUGAUGUCUUGAAAUUAUCAUGACUAGCUAUGUAAAAGUUAUUUUUAAUCUAAGUAUUACCAACUAAGAGGAUUAAGGCGUUACGUUUAAGUGGAAGUUGAAACGUCUUGAAAACGUUUUCCACAUUUUUUUACAGAUUUUUCUUAAUCGCUUUUCGUCUCAUGAGUGAUGUAAAGCUGUUUUAGCCAUGUGCAUGAGUGGAGAAUUUCCAUAGAAAUUAGAGAAUAAUUAGUUGUCCGAUUGCUCGUUUAUCUUUUGGUUUAUGUCAGAUGGAAAUUGUGAUUAACUUUUAGAGGAUUUGUAAACAGUCAUUGGUACUUAAAGUUAGUUUCUGCCAAUCAGAAUUUGGUUUAUCUGGACUUAAAAUGACAGAUUUUGGCCGUAAUGGCCAGGAUUUAGUCUUUGUGUUAGUUAAUUUUCUGAGAUUUCUCCUUUAAUUUUAAAUGCAAUAAAUUGUGUUAUUUUUUACAAGCAGAACGAUGCAAAGGCGAAACGAGAAGUUUUAUUUUAUAAUUUUAGUUAUGGCUUACAAAGCAUUGAAGGAGGCUCAGAAUGAGCUGGAAAGUUGAAGCCACAUGAUUUAUUUAGUUUCUCCGAUUAGAUUGUUUACUUACUAUCUAAGUACAAUAAACUAACAUUUAAAUGUCAAACAAUGAAACAA
Molecule: messenger RNA, 1662 nt
Organism: Pocillopora verrucosa
Lineage: Eukaryota; Metazoa; Cnidaria; Anthozoa; Scleractinia; Pocilloporidae
Product: tetratricopeptide repeat protein 28-like
Source: RefSeq, a predicted model, not a curated record